Messenger RNA from Orbilia oligospora ATCC 24927, 2736 nucleotides. RefSeq lists its product as uncharacterized. NCBI's taxonomy places the organism in Eukaryota, Fungi, Ascomycota, Orbiliomycetes, Orbiliales, Orbiliaceae. Gene Ontology annotation, cellular component: nucleus. Gene Ontology annotation, biological process: recombinational repair. The transcript has 5 exons. The record is from RefSeq and is a predicted model, not a curated record. Bases 1 to 2736 code for a protein of 911 amino acids. Gene Ontology annotation, molecular function: 3'-5' DNA helicase activity; DNA binding; ATP binding.
AUGGCAUAUGCAUCCUCCUUCAUUCGUCAAGGUCAGAUACGGAUCUCAUCUCUCCAUUCCCUGCGAUAUGGCUUCAAUUUCGCUAUAAGCCAUGAUCUUAGGUUAAGGUCUCGCUUUGGACCCAAGUAUGUUGCAAGAAGGCUGGGCGUAUAUGCCAAAGACCGGCUGCUCGAGGGUCGGCCAUUGACAUCAUCUUCAAGGCCACCAAAUCAAGAGAAUAAUCGCGACUUAGAAGAAGAAGAUUAUGACGAUUUCAUAGUUAAAGGUCCGGAUGCCCCGAAACCACUACAGGAAACGAAAGAUGCAUCCACAGGGACAAGGAAAGUCCUUCUUCCGCCACUUUCAAAGCAGCAGGAACAAGCAAGGCAGAUUUUGGUAGCUGGCAAGCAAAACAUCCUAAUAAAUGCAUGUGCUGGUAGCGGGAAAACUACAACUUUGCUACAGAUGGCUUCUCAUCUUGGAAAAAAGUUUCUUGCUCUUCUCUAUAACCGAAGAUUAAGGGCAGAGACAAUCGCGAGAUCCGAGUCUUUGGACCUUAGAAAUUUGACAAUAGAUAAUUACCACGGUCUAGCAUAUCGAUAUUAUACACCAGAAGCAGACACGGACCAGGGAUUGAAACGAAUAGUUGAAGAAGAUAUGCAACCAACUCACCCACUCCCUGAAUUUGAUGUCCUGGUUCUCGACGAGCAACAAGACAUGAAUCCGAUCAUAUACAACUUCGUACUGAAGCUAUUGCGAGAUUGCGCCAAAACCGGGACCAACUCACCUCAAUUAAUGCUUCUCGGUGAUCCCAGGCAGAUUCGCGCUAUCAAGGAAAUUUAUCAAUUCAACAACGCAGAUAAGCGGUUCCUAACACAUUGUCGGGACCUAUUCACUGGCCAAUAUCUUGAAAACGGCAAAGCUCAUGAACGAACGUGGGUAGAAAUUAAUCAAAUGGUUUCCUUUAGAAUGACAAGCCAAAUCAUUCGUUUCAUAAACCGACAGCUUCUGAGAGGCUCCAAACCACAGAUUGAAGCUGUUAAGGACAACCCUGAUGACCCUCUCCCAAGAUACGUGGUGUGCGAUGCAUACAGCGAUGCGCCACUAAAAGAGCUUAAACGUUUGUUAGAGGAAGAAAAGCUUCCUCCAGAAGAGAUUUUAAUCAUGGCACCAUCUUUAAGAUCCGCGAGAAAUCCUAUUCGUGACCUCGCCAAUCUCAUCGCUUUGGAGAUGCCCGAAGUCCGUCUUCAUAUACCCACAGACGACGAUGAUAGUAUAUCGGAAAAAGUUAGCGCGGGAAAACUUAUCUUUGCUUCUUACCACCAAGCAAAAGGAAUCGAAAGAGAAGCUGCCAUACUCUUCAAUUUCUCUAGUUCCUACUAUGACUUCUAUGACCGACAUCCUACAACAUUGGUACAUGUCGGGAAUGUACAAUAUGUCGCUGCCACACGAGCAAAGAAGCACUUAAUUUUAAUUCAUCAUUACGAAGAUGACUACCUCCCUUUCAUAGAUCGGAAGACAUUGUCAAAGUAUUGCUAUCGACCCCCAGGCCCGAACUCUAGAGUCAAACCCCAUCGAACAGAGAAAGAAAUUGAACGAAUAAAGAUGCCGAAGGUUCGAUGGAAAGUUACUGAUUUAACGAGAAACAUACCUGAGAUGAUUAUAUCCGCUUGUUUUAAAGAACUCGGGUUAGAGAUGGUUCGGGAGCCAAAUGACUACAGAGUUCGACCAGAUCCACAUGUUGAAGUCGCACCUGGUGAUUGGGAGGCUGUGGCAGACAUCACUGGAACAGCUGUACCAGCGAUAUUUGAAUACGAGCAGCGAGGAACGUGCAAGCUGAUUACUGAUGUUAUUGAUAGUUUGGAUAAAUCUCAAAAACCACUGGACUUGCUCUCCAAGUCGAAACCGAAAUACAUAAACCACAUGUUAGACAUAAAUGAUCGCCUAAAAGAACAAAAACUCCAGAUAUCGGAUAUCCUGUUUAUGGCCAACGUCUCUAACAUGCUAACAUCCGGUUACAUAUACAAGGUUUUAUCAAUCCCGUUGGAAAAGUACACCUGGUUUACAACAGAACACUCUGAAGCUUCAUUCAACAUACUAUCGACACAAAUUGGUGAAGAGGCAUGCUACGAGGUAUUCAUUGGUCACAAAUUUACUGAUAUUACAGCCGGGAACAAUCAUGCAUCGGUCAUAGGGCGAGUUGACUUGUUCGAUUAUGCAAGAUUAUGGGAGCUAAAAUGGACGAGUGCACUACGCCCGGAACAUGUGCUCCAAGUUGCAUUGUACGCUGCAAUCAACAAGCGAUCAAGGAUUAAAAGGUUCCGUGAAAAAGAGUACGUGGAUAGCCAGCCUUUAGAAUACAGAGAAAGGAUUGCGAAACGGAAGACGAAGCCGAAAAUCCCCAUCGACAUUGAUUACAACAACCUUGAAGAUGAAGAUCUUUAUAAGAAGUUAAACCGGCUUUCAAAUUACUUGCUGCAUGUCCCUACGGGCCAGCGAAUUAAGAUUAGUUCACCUCUUGGCGGGGAAAGAGAUGGCUUUAUUGAAGUAUUGAGGAAACUCAUCAAGGCGAAAGUAGAUCCACCGCCACUUGCAAUCACCGACAAGAAAUUUCUUGAGGAGGCAAAAAAUGGAUUUCCAAGCUUUGUUGGGCAAUGUGCCGUCCCUCCUUGGUUGAGUCCUGGUUGGAACAAGAUGAAAAAGCGAUCGAAACUAAAGUCCAAGACCGUGGAGGAUAAUACGGCUGGAUCUGGGUGA